This is a messenger RNA of Eruca vesicaria subsp. sativa (arugula), 405 nucleotides long. Lineage: Eukaryota; Viridiplantae; Streptophyta; Magnoliopsida; Brassicales; Brassicaceae. The record is from the annotation of a GenBank genome assembly.
AUGCUUGAUAUGGAGUGCUUUUCAUACUUGACCCGUGCUCUUGAGAGCUCAUUAUCUCCUAUAGUGAUAUUUGCAACAAACAGAGGUGUUUACAACGUAAGAGGGACUGAUAUGCCAAGUCCCCAUGGUGUCCCUAUUGACUUGUUGGAUCGGUUGGUCAUUAUCCGGACCCAAAUCUAUAAUCCCUCUGAAAUGAUACAGGUUAUUUUGAUUCUAGCCAUUCGUGCACAAGUGGAAGAGCUAACAGUGGAUGAAGAAUGCUUGGUCCUACUCGGGGACAUUGGGCAAAGAACAUCCUUAAGGUUUAAGACUAAAGAUGACCCUUCUUACCAAAAAAAAAAUGACAAAAUUCUCUAUGAUGAUAUAGAGGAAGUAACAUCACUCUACCUGGAUGCCAAGUCUUAA